AUGCAUCUGACAUUGAUCCGGGAUAUGUAUCUAUCUCCCUCCGCCCUUUUCACAAGCGAUUACCUGCUGCUUAACGCCAGAGGGGUGUCAAGCACUGCUACAACUCUUUGUUUGUUUCUAUAUGAUACCCAACUCCCAAGAGUACGUCGGUCAGCUUCGAAUAUAAACACAUCAAGCUAUACAUCCAUCCAAAUUAUUGCGACGCAUAUUGGGACUCCCGUCUUCUAUAUCUCGUUUGAGCAGGCAUCAAAAAUAUUUCGAAUAUUCGUUUCACUUCGCCGGGACGCUUUCAUUCAGAACCUUUUCUAUCACGCCUCUUCAGCCAUCGAUCUCUAUUUUGAAUACGUUGGAUACCUUCACAUAUCUCGACAUAGAUAUUCUAGGAUAAUCGUAAAGAUGUGCGAAAAUACCUUCACGGAGUACGACGACUGCAAACAUUGGGUCAACCAGGUCAAACUUUGUGAUAAAUUCGAGAAGGGAGAGCGUAACAAGCAUUGCUCAAACGUGCCGCCGGCUACGAAUCAGGACAAAAAGCCUGGAUCCGACUGCCCGAAGUGCCACAAGCGGGUCCCAGACCACCUGGACUGGACGAAAAUCAAAGAACCUGAGGAUGAAAGUAGAGUGAGGCUUCAGUUUAUGGCCCAAGAACAUGAGGUAUCAGCUCUGUGCAGAGGCUCCACACUCUUGGCCGGCGCUAGGCGUCGUUUCUUGCAGCCUCCGGACCAACGUGGAUCUAGUGAUAGUGGACACUUAACCCUAACGGUUCACGUUGCGCUCUUUGAAGAUAAGCUUUUGAGCUUUGUUGUCCCAAGACAACGAAACAGCAGUGGACAAUCAGGAGAGAGAGAGAGAGGGAGCAUGGAUCGGCAUCCUUCUUCGUUUGAAUUGACACGCUGGGAGCGGACUUGGGAUUUCGGUUCAUCGUCAAACGAUGCUUAUCACCGCGCGGCCUCCGGUGCCGGUGACAUAGACAAUAGCAUGGGUGGAGCAAUGUUCAACACUAUGAACAACAACAACAACAACCGCCCGGGCGACUGA
Histoplasma capsulatum G186AR is the source of this 1038-nucleotide messenger RNA. RefSeq lists its product as uncharacterized. The transcript has 7 exons. Bases 1 to 1038 code for a protein of 345 amino acids. NCBI's taxonomy places the organism in Eukaryota, Fungi, Ascomycota, Eurotiomycetes, Onygenales, Ajellomycetaceae. The record is from RefSeq and is a predicted model, not a curated record.